Molecule: messenger RNA, 2128 nt
Organism: Gavialis gangeticus (Gharial)
Lineage: Eukaryota; Metazoa; Chordata; Crocodylia; Gavialidae
Gene: LDLRAD2
Product: low density lipoprotein receptor class A domain containing 2
Exons: 5
Coding region: 569-1657 (362 amino acids)
Molecular function (GO): protein binding
Source: RefSeq, a predicted model, not a curated record
UUCCCAGUCAAACCCAAACCUCUCACUGUUGGCCUGGAGCUCACAGCUCUUGGCCUCAUGCCUCUCUUGGUUAAAGCUCUGGCACUUGUCUGCCCUGCAGCUGUGCCCUCCGUACCUCCUCCUCGCUGCACGGAUCUGGGCCGUGCCGGGAUGCUGUCACUAGCCUUUUAGCCUUGUGGAUGCAAGUCCUGGGCAGCACAUUGCAUUGUCCUUCCCCCCACACCCCUUCUUCCAUCAAACUCCUGGAGUUUCCUUGGCAACCCCCUAACACAAAUCCUGACUGUAAAAAAGCAGGAUGAAGCAAGGACAAAGGGCAAGCUCUGGGAGUCCUUGUGCCCAGACAGCAGCGAGAGGAAAAAAGGCCUCUUCCCUUUAAUCAACACCCAGGGCUGCUGCCUUUUGCUGUCCCCUCUGUUCCCAUGGCAGACCACACUAAAGGAGCCCCCAGCCUGGUUUGCUCACGGAAAGCCGGGAGGCCGCCGCGCUCCUCAGUCUCCCAGCUGUUGCCAUCCCAGACGGCGCGACUUGCUCUCACUCCGGACUUUGGGAUUUGCGCUGGUGGAAAGCGAUGGCGAAGAGCAGCCCGAGGCACUGCCUGCGCCUGCUGUCCGGGUGGCUGGUGCUGUUCAGCUUUGUGGUGGUGGAGGUCUCAUCCAUCGAGACAGUGAGCCUGGUGGAUUUCUGUGGCCAGACGCUCCAGGACCACGGCAUGAUUGUCACCUCUCACCGGGACUCGCGGCGCUAUUACUUCGUGGCCGUGGGCACCGAUUGCCACCUGGUCAUGCAGGCCGCGGCCCCCCGCGACAAGGUCCAGUUCCAGUUCCGGUUCUUCCUGGUGUACAGCCUUCUGCGCCUGCCCCUGCCUGGCGGCCCCGCACCGAGCACCACCGCCACCCUGCCACCCCUGGGCAGCCCGAGGCCACCGCAGACCCCGCCGGGGGGCGACCGGGAGCCACCCGACCCCUGCCAUGCCGGCUCCUACGUGCAGUUCUACGACGGCCGGGGACGGGCGGCCGAGCCCCUGGGGCGCCCGCUGUGCGGGAAGAGCAUCCCUCGGCCUGUCCUGUCCACCGGGAACUUCCUGACGCUGCGCCUGGUGACGCGGGGCCAGCAGCCACGCGUGGACUUUGUGGGCGACUUCACGUCCUUCCGGCUGGGCUUCAACAUGUCGGGGUGCGGCCAGGAGCCCUAUUUCCCCUGCCGCAAUGGCAAGUGCAUCCCCCAGAGCCUGGUGUGCGACAGCGCCGGUGUUGACAACUGCGGGGACGGCUCCGACCAGGCUGCCCGCCCCCCGGCCAGCUGCAAAGGUCCGGCCCCCACCGCAGCACCUCUCCAGACUGCCGGGGCCCUGGCAGCCAGCUCCCCUUCCAGCUGCGGGAGGCCAGAGAAGAGCCAGUCCCCACCCCGGGACACCAACCUCCAGGAGGACGCUGCUGCAGGUGGGCGGCUGGCUCUGCCGGCCCUCUCGGCGCUGCUGGGGGCUGCUGCGGGUGCUGGUCUCCUGCUCUGGUGCUGCUGCAGCCCUGGCUGGCUCGUCUGGAGACUCGGCGCCUGCCGCUUCCUGCCCGGAUGCAACUCAGCCUGCGCCGCCUGCCAGCUCUGCCCGCGCAGCUGCGCCCGCCGUGGCAAGGUGGCCCCACGCCACCUGCCCGCCUGACCCCUCUGCAGCCAGGCCCUGCCCUUCAGCCCCUCUCUGCGGGGCGUGAGCCCUGCUGGGGCUGGGGACACCAGGCAUUGCCCUCAGCGCUUGCCACCCUCACACCCUCUCUGGCCGGCACGUGCUCUCUUCCCAUCACACUCCCGGAGCCCGUGGUUCCCUGCUCCAUCCCACACUGCCCCCCGGCCACUGUACCACCGGGCUGGCAGGGCUGAGGCGCCAGUGAGGGGCUCCAGUGUGGGGUCUCGGGCGAGCUGCCUCCUGCCACAGGGCCCUGGGGAAGGAGGGAGCUGGACCCCACCCAGGACGGUCUCCCCCAGCAUGCAGGAUCCUUGGCCAGCAGGGGGGACAUGACCAGGGCUGGGCGCCUGUGGUGAAUAAAGCAGCUGUGUCCAAAGUGUGUUUGCAAAGCAGACCCCGCGGUGCAGCAGGGAAGCCGGCACCCAGCAGCCACGUUUCCAGCAUGCCGGG